UUUGGUACCAUGGCAAGAACCAAGCAGACAGCGCGUAAGUCCACCGGUGGCAAAGCCCCGAGAAAACAAUUGGCUACCAAAGCUGCUCGUAAGAGUGCCCCGGCUACCGGCGGUGUCAAGAAACCUCACCGUUACAGGCCUGGCACCGUGGCGCUGAGGGAGAUCCGCCGUUAUCAGAAAUCCACAGAACUGCUGAUCCGUAAGCUUCCCUUCCAGCGCCUGGUUCGUGAGAUUGCUCAGGAUUUCAAGACCGAUCUUCGUUUCCAGAGCUCUGCCGUCAUGGCCCUACAGGAGGCUAGUGAAGCUUACUUGGUGGGUCUGUUCGAGGACACUAAUCUGUGCGCCAUCCACGCUAAGAGAGUCACUAUCAUGCCUAAGGACAUCCAGCUGGCCCGCCGUAUCCGCGGAGAGCGCGCUUAAAUUUACGGGAGCGCUCUUUGAUUUCCCCCAAAACACCCUAAAGGCUCUUUUAAGAGCCGCCUAAGUAUUUCAACGCAAAAGAGCAUUUAAUAGUAACUUUAGCGUUCUUUAGUGUUCUGGCUUUAUUUUU
Messenger RNA from Pygocentrus nattereri (red-bellied piranha), 550 nucleotides. RefSeq names its product histone H3. Gene Ontology annotation, molecular function: DNA binding; structural constituent of chromatin; protein heterodimerization activity. The transcript has a single exon. Bases 10 to 420 code for a protein of 136 amino acids. Gene Ontology annotation, cellular component: nucleosome. The record is from RefSeq and is a predicted model, not a curated record. Lineage: Eukaryota; Metazoa; Chordata; Actinopteri; Characiformes; Serrasalmidae.